Messenger RNA from Lolium rigidum, 1086 nucleotides. Its product is annotated as LEAF RUST 10 DISEASE-RESISTANCE LOCUS RECEPTOR-LIKE PROTEIN KINASE-like 1.2. The record is from RefSeq and is a predicted model, not a curated record. The transcript has a single exon. Bases 1 to 1086 code for a protein of 361 amino acids. Gene Ontology annotation, molecular function: polysaccharide binding. Lineage: Eukaryota; Viridiplantae; Streptophyta; Magnoliopsida; Poales; Poaceae.
AUGACCUACUCCUCCGCUCACUGCCGGACGGGCCAGCGCCGCCGCGCCGGACCCAUAUGUCCGGCGAGCUACCACCACUCUCGUCCACUUGGUCGCGUCCCCGCGAAGCUUAGCCUUCAGCAGCACCAGUCAGCACAAGAGAGCACACGAGUCAAACACCGCGACGACGAACCGUCAACACAUUCGGCGACGCUUUCCCUCCCUGCGUGGUCGAUCUUCUUCUCCUUGCACGCAUCACCUUCCUCCCUGCGCAGCCUCUCUCCUUCAGUUGCAACCACCGUGAUGAGUCCGUCACGUGUCCACGCCGCCGUGCUCUGCUCGGCCGUAGUGCUGCUAACUAUCUUCCUGCCCAUCCACGCCCUCAACACCACCACGCCGUCCUCGCCGUCGGCAUGCGACCCGGCGGCAUGCGGCACCCUGCGCAUCGCGUACCCGUUCUGGCUGGAGGGCACGCACCCGCCGGACUGCGGCUACCGGGCCUUCCAGGUCACCUGCGACGCCAACAGCACGGUGGCCCUCAAGAACUCCUUCCUGGCCUACCAGAUCGUCAACAUCUCCUACGAGGCCAGCUCCUUCCAGAUCGCCAACGGCGAUCUCUCGGACGCCUCCGCCUGCGACGCCGACAGGCUCAGCGUCAACGUCUCCGCCGACCUCGGCCUCGCGCCCUUCGGCAUCAGCAAAGCCAACCAGGAGCUCUUCUUCAUCUACAACUGCUCCGAUACCCUCCAGCCACCAGCUGCCUGGGCGCCCGUGAAAUGCACGGCCACGGAUGAUGGGACCAACGCGUCCACGACGCUCAACUCCUUCACCUGGCUCGCCGGCGGGUACAGGCCCGACGAAGCCUGGAGCCCGGCGCCGGGGAACUGCACCGUCUCGAUGAUGCCGGUGCUCGGGUACGCCGGCGCCGCCGGGAAAGACUACCGCCGGCUCAUGAAGGGCGGGUUCCUCCUGGAUUACACGGCCGGCGACUGCACGGCGUGUAUGCAGAGCGGCGGUCUCUGCCGCAUCAACACCACCUACGAUAUCUUCCAGUGCCACUGCGCCAACGGCGUGUCCGAGCUCAUCGUCUGUGACGACGGUAACUAA